UGAAUCUCACCAGUUACAGCAUCACCAGUCUGCCUCCCCGGGUUCAACUGCGGCUAAACGCGCCACGGCCGUGCUCACUGUCACAGCACAGCAACGCUGGCUAGUGUACCCCCCCAUCACUGCCGUUAACAGCAAUCGUGUAUCGUUCCGUAUCCGCAUUUGAGCAGCAGAAACAGCGCAACGUCUGGAAGGCAGAGCAGUGAGCAGCUCUCACGUUAUCGACAUUUAGCAGCAACCACCGUGAUUCAAGUGUUUCAGCAGGGGAAUUGAACGUUCUCAGCAUUUGCAGGUUUCUCUCUGCAUGGGAUUGGACUAAAGGAAUGGCUUUCCGUUGGGGAGACGGUGCAGUAUGCUGAGGCUGUGUGUGCUGCUGAGUGCUUAAGUCGAGCCGCCGGGGACGUCAUGGAGGAGAUGGACAACAAGCCCUACCAGCCGCUGUCCAAGGGCCGCCAUGAGAUGGAGAUGUCCUACACCAGCUCGUCCGACGAGAGCGAGGACGGCCGCGCCGCCCACCAGCGCUCCUACGCGUCCCGCGAGACGCUGCCCGACUACGCCCACGAGCUGCGGCUGACGCUGGGCUCAGCCCACCGCGAGCGCCAGACCGGCUACAGCCAGCACCCGCCAGGUACAGUGCAGUGUACAAUACGCUACGACUUACCCAGCAGCCCCGGCGGUCAGUUCACCUUCCGCCCGCUGCCGCCGCCGCCGCCGCCGCCGCACGCUUGCACCUGCGCGCGCCCGGCGCCCUACGCCCAGGUCAGCCUGCAGAGGAAGACCAUGCCCACGCGGUGCCCGAGCAGCCACCAGGGCGGCCAGCCGGGCACCGAGAGCGGCACCAACGCGGACCCAGCACAGCUCCACAACAGCUGGGUGCUCAACAGCAACAUCCCCCUCGAGACCAGGCACUUCCUGUUCAAGCAGGGCUCCGGUUCAUCGGCCCUGCUCUCGGGGGCGGGGCAGGGCUACCCGCUGACCUCCGGCACCGUGUACUCGCCGCCGCCGAGGCCGCUCCCCCGCGGCAGCGUCACCCGCCCGCUGUUCACCUUCAACAAGCCCCACCGCUGCUGCAACUGGAAGUGCACCGCGCUGUCGGCCUCCCUGCUCACCCUCACCCUGGCCCUGCUGCUCACCUACGUCAUCGACUCUAUGGACGGUUGCACCACCGACUGCAACGGCAACGGGGAGUGUGUCGCCGGCCACUGCCACUGCUUUGCUGGAUUCCUGGGCCCAGAUUGUGCCAAAGACUCGUGCCCCGUGCUCUGCAGCGGGAACGGCGUCUACGAGAAGGGGCGCUGCGUGUGCCUGACGGGCUGGAAGGGGGCGGAGUGCAACGUGGAGGAGGGCCAGUGCAUCGACCCCACCUGCUCCAACCACGGCUCCUGCAUACAGGGCAUCUGCAUCUGCGGGCCGGCCUACAAAGGGGUCAACUGCGAGCAAGUGGACUGUUCCGACCCCCAGUGUGGGGGCCACGGUGUGUGUGUGCGUGGCGAGUGCGUGUGUUCUUCUGGCUGGGCCGGCGUGAGCUGUGACGACCCGCUGCCCGCAUGCCAGGACCAGUGCUCUGGACACGGCACCUUCCUCCCGGAGUCGGACUCCUGCGCCUGCCAACCCACCUGGACCGGCCCCGACUGCUCCAACGAGCUGUGCCCCGUGCCAUGUGGCAACCACGGCGUGUGCACGGAGGGCCAGUGCCAGUGUGAGGAGGGCUGGGUCGGCGCCGCCUGCGACCAGCGGGCGUGUCACCCGCGCUGCGAGGAGCACGGACAGUGCCACGACGGGACCUGUGUCUGUCAGCCCAGCUGGGAGGGCGAGCACUGCAACACGGUCACUCACGAUUUGGAUGUAGUUGUCAAAGACGGCUGCCCGGGUCUCUGCAGUGGGCACGGACGGUGUACCCUGGAGCAGAGUGGCUGGCGCUGCGUCUGCCAGGCAGGCUGGAGUGGCCCCGGAUGCAGUGUUGUCAUGGAAACGGACUGCAGCGAUGGAGCAGACAACGACGGAGAUGGCCUGAUGGACUGCGUGGACCCGGACUGCUGUGAGCAGCUGAGCUGUGCGUCCGACCCGCUGUGCCAGGGCUCGGCGGACCCCCUGGCCCUGCUGCUGCAGAAGCCCCCUCCCCCGGCCGCCUCUGCCACCGCUGCCGCAGCCUCCCCCCCCACCGCCUCACACACCCAGAGCUUCUACCAGCGUGUGCGCUUCCUCCUGGGCAAGACGGCCACACACAUCCUCCCCGGGGAGGUGCCCUUUGAUACCAGCCGUGUUGCGGUCGUCAGGGGCAACGUGGUGCUCCAGGAUGGCUCUCCUCUGGUGGGCGUGAACAUCAGCUUCCUGCAGCACCCCGAGUACGGCUACACCAUCAGCAGGCAGGACGGCAGCUUCGACCUGCUGACCUCCGGAGCGGCGUCCAUGACCCUGAUGUUCCAGCGGCCGCCCUUCCUGCCGCAGACCCGCCCCAUCUGGACGCCCCACAACAACUUCCUGGUGCUGGAUCAGGUGACCAUGUCCCGGGAGGAGGCGGCGCCCACCCGCUGCGACGUCAAGAUGGGGCUGAGCCCGUACCCCCUGGUGCUGCCGUCCCCGCUGCCCCGGUACACGGGGGCCUGUGCUGAGAGGGGGCCCGUCAUACCGGAGCUCCAGGCGGUCCAGGAGGAGGUACCCAUCCCGGGCUCCUUCGUGAGGCUCAGCUACCUGAGCAUGCGCGCCGGCGGCUACAUGUCCCUGCUGCGGGUGCUGCUCACGCCGGCCACGCCCUCCGCGCCCGUCUCCCCGCUGGGCAGCCUGGCCAAGGUGCACGUGCGCACCUCGGUGCAGGGCCGGCUGUACCAGCGCUGGUACCCCGCCGGCCCGGGCCUGGUCCACCGCAUGGUCUGGAACAAGACGGACGUCUACGGCCAGCCCGUCUGGGGCCUCACCCAUGCUACCGUAUCGGUGGGCUAUGAGUAUGAGACAUGCCCCGGUGUCGUCCAAUGGGAGCGGAGGACAGCGAUGAUGCAAGGAUUUGAACUGGUCCCUUCCAACCUGGGUGGCUGGUCUUUGGACAAGCACCACGCUCUCAACAUCGCAAGCGGCAUCCUUCACAAGGGGAACGGCGAGAACGUCUUCCUCUCCCAGCAGCCGCCUGUCAUCGCCACGGUGAUGGGCAACGGCUUCUACCGCAGCGUGCCGUGCGGGCCGGGCUGCAGCGGCGCCGCCCGCGACAUGAUGCUGUUCGCCCCCGUGGCGCUGGCCUGCGGCUCCGACGGCUCCCUCUACGUGGGCGACUUCAACUUCAUCCGCCGGGUGCAUCCCGACGGAUACACCCGGACCAUCCUGGAGCUCAAAAACCGGGAUACCAGACACAGCACCAGCCCUGCUCAUAAGUACUACCUGGCCAUGGACCCCAUGGGGGACAUCCUGUACGUGUCGGACACCAGCAGCCGCAGAGUGUACCGGGUGAGGAACCUGGGCCAGCCCAAGGACCCGGCCAGAAACCUGGAGGUGGUGGCUGGCACCGGGGAGCAGUGCUUACCCUUCGACCAGAACCACUGUGGGGAGGGAGGGAAGGCCACUGAGGCGGCGCUCAGCAACCCCAGAGGUAUUGCGGUGGAUAAAAGGGGCGUCGUUUACUUUGUUGAUGGCACCACCAUUCAGAAGAUUAACGAGCGGGGUCUGCUCUCCACCGUGAUUGGCUCAAACGGACUGAUGCCGACCCAGCCGCUGAGCUGUGAUUCCCGCAUGGACAUCACUCAGGUGCGUCUUGAGUGGCCGACGGACCUGGCGAUCAAUCCCCUGGACAACUCGCUCUACAUCCUUGACAACAACAUCGUUCUUCAGGUGUCCGAGAGCCUCUACGUCCGCAUCGUGGCGGGACGUCCCAUCCACUGCCAGGUGCCGGGCAUCGACCACCACCUGGUGAGCCGGGCGGCCGUGCGGGCCACCCUGGAGGCGGCCAAGGCCAUCGCCCUGUCCCACCUGGGCACCCUGUUCAUCGCCGAGACGGACGAGCGACGCAUCAACCGCGUCCAGCAGGUGUCCACUAAUGGAGAAAUCUCCAUUAUCUCUGGAGCCCCCACAGACUGCGACUGCAAGAUUGACCCCAACUGUGAUUGCUUCUCUGGCGACAGCGGAUACGCACGCGACGCCCGCCUGAAGGCGCCCUCCUCGCUGGCGGUGGCGCCCAACGGCACGCUGUACAUCGCCGACCUGGGCAACAUCCGCAUCCGGGCGGUGAGCCCCAACCAGCCGCUCCCCGGCCCCGCAGGGCUGGUGGAGAUCAGCUCCCCACUGGACCAGGAGCUCUACCUGUUCAGCCAGAACGGUUCACACCUGUUCACCAAGCACCUGAUCACGGGCCACCACCUCUACAACUUCUCGUACGGGUCGGACGGCCAGCUGUCGGCGCUGGCAGGGAGGGACGGCCGCGGGCUGCAGGUGAGGAGGGACGCCCACGGCGUUCCCCUCUGGCUGGCCCUACCCGGGGGCCAGGUGUACUGGCUGUCACUUAGCAACAGCGGAACACUGCGCAAGGUUUCAGCCCAAGGCCACGACGUCGCCCACAUCACUUACCACGGCAACAGUGGCCUCCUAGCGACCAAGAGCGACGAGAACAGUUGGACCACAGUUUAUGAGUACAACAACGAGGGCCAUGUGACCAACAUCACCCUCCCCACGGGCGAGGUGAGCGGUUUCCACGGCAACCCAGAGCGCUGGUCUCGGGUGGAGGUGGAGGCGUCCAACCGUGAAAACUUUGUCACCAGCACCAACCUGUCCGCGAGCGACACCAUCUACACCUUCAGACAAGAUCAUGCACAGAGCUCGUACCGCGUGAGUGCCGACGGCUCCUUCUUGGUUUCCCUGGCGAGUGGAAUGGAGCUGUCACUCAACACGGAGCCCCUCCUCCCGGGGGCGGUCGGGGGCGGAGUCAGCCCAACAGCCAGCCGCUGUAACAUCAGCCUGCCGGGAGACCACGCCCCCAGCCUGAUAGAGUGGAGGCAGAGGAAGGAGCAGGCCAAAACCAACUUCAGCACCUACGAACGCAGGCUCAGGGCACACAACAGGAACCUGCUCUCCAUAGACUUUGACCAGAGCACCCGCGUGGGCAAGAUCUACGACGACCACCGCAAGUUCACCCUGCACAUCCAGUAUGACCUGCAGGGCCGGCCCGUGGUGUGGUCGCCCAGCAGCAAGUACACGGAGGUCAACGUCAGCUACUCCAGCGGCGGGCUGCUGACGGCCAUCCACCGCGGGGACUGGUCCGAGAGGCUGGAGUACGAGGGCGGCCGGGUGGUCUCCAGGGCCUGGGUCAACGGGAAGAUCUGGAGCUACACCUACGUGGACCGGUCGACCAUGCUGCUGCUGCAUAGCCAGCGACGCUACGUGUUUGAGUACGACCACACCGACCGCCUGGUCGCCGUGACGAUGCCGAGCAUGGUGCGCCACACCCUGCAGUCCUUUCUGUCGGUGGGCUACUACCGCAACAUGUACACGCCGCCCGACAGCCAGGCCCACUUGCAGGACUACAGCCUGAACACGGGCGGACUGCUGAAGACCCAGUACCUGGGCACGGGGCGCAGUGUGGUCUACAGGUACACGCCGUCUGCCCGGCUGUCGGAGGUGGUGUACGACUCCACCCUGGUGACCUUCACCUAUGACGAGGCUCUGGGCACCGUCAAGACCAUCCACCUCACCCAUAACGGCUUUAUCAGCUCUAUCCGCUACAGACAGACAGGUCCGCUGACGACCCGCCAGAUCUUCCGCUUCAGCGAGGAGGGUCUGGUGAACGCCCGCUUCGACUACAGCUAUAACAACUUCCGGGUCACCAGCAUGCAGGCGGUGAUCAACGAGAACCCGCUGCCAAUAGACCUGUACCGCUACGUGGACGUCUCUGGCAGAGUGGAGCAGUUCGGGAAGUUCAGCGUCAUCUUCUACGACCUCAACCAGGUGAUCACCACGCACCUCAUGAAGCACACCAAGGUGUUCAACUCGUACGGCCAGGUGGUGGAGGUGCAGUACGAGAUCCUCAAGUCCAUCGCCUACUGGAUGACCCUCCAGUACGACGCGGCCGGGCGCACCACCACCUGCGACAUCCGCGUGGGCGUGGACAGCAACGUGACGCGCUACGCCUACGAGUACGACGCCGACAGCCAGCUGCAGAGCGCCUCGGUCAACGAGCGGCCCCAGUGGCGCUACAGCUACGACCUGAACGGGAACAUCAACCUGCUGAGCCAUGGCACCAGCGCCAGGCUGACCCCUCUGCGCUACGACCAGCGGGACCGCAUCACGCGGCUGGGCGAGCUGCAGUACACGGUGGACGAGGACGGCUUCCUGCGGCAGCGCGGCAACGACCUCUUCCACUACAACUCCAACGGGCUGCUGACGCGCGUGCUGAACCGCGUGUCCGAGCGCUCGGUGCGCUACCGCUACGACGGCCUGGGCCGCCGCGUGGCCACGCGCACCAGCCAGGGCCACCAGCUGCAGUUCUUCUACGCCGACCUGGCGCAGCCCACCCGCGUCACCCACCUGUUCAACCACAGCAGCAGCCAGAUCACCUCGCUGUACUACGACCUGCAGGGCCACCUCAUCGCCAUGGAGCGCACCGGCGGCGAGGAGUACUACGUGGCCUGCGACGGCACGGGCACGCCCCGCGCCGUCUUCUCCAGCAAGGGGCGCCUGGUGAAGGAGGUGCUGUACACGCCCUACGGGGAGGUGUACCAGGACACCAACCCCGAGUUCCAGCUGGUGAUCGGCUUCCACGGGGGCCUCUACGAUCCCUUCACCCGCUUGGUGCACCUGGGGAGGCGGGACUACGAUACGCUGGCCGGCCGGUGGACCUCGCCCAAUCACGAGCUGUGGGCGGAGCUGAGCGAGGAGCCGCGGCCGUUCAACCUGUACACCUUCAGGAACAACUGUCCCGUGGGGAAGGUGGAGGAGGUGACGCAGUUUACCUCUGAUAUUGGAAGCUGGCUGCAGCUGUUUGGCUUCCAGCUGCACAACGUGGUCCCAGGCUUCCCCAAGCCGGAGGUGGGCAGCAUGGAGCAGGCCUACGAGCUCAUGAAGACCCAGACCAAGACGCAGGACUGGGAUUCCAGCAAGGUGGCUCUGGGGAUCCAGUGCGAGCUCCAGCGCCAGCUGCGGAGCUUCAUCUCCCUGGAGCGCCUGCCCCUGGUGUCGCACCCCGUGGGCUCCACCUGCCACCGGCCCCUGCACCUGCCCCCCUUCGCCACGCGCCCCUCCCUGCUGGGCCCCAGCAUCCGCUUCGCCGCGGCGGCGGGGGGGCGCGUCACCGCCGAGGUGAUCGGCGUGGCCAGCGAGGACAGCCGGCGCGUGGCGGCCAUCCUGAACGGCGCCGUGCACCUGGGCGGCCUGAGCUUCAGCGUGCACGGCUGCGACACCCACCACUUCCUGCAGUCGCGGCCCGUCGAGGAGGACCUGGCGCCGGGCCUGGGCCUGGGCGGGCGCGUGCUGGACAGCGGCGUCAACGUCAGCGUGUCCCAGGUGAGCGCCACGGUGGGCGGGCGCACGCGGCGCUUCGCCGACAUCGUGCUGCAGCAGGGCGCCCUGUGCCUGUGCGUGCGCUACGGCGGCAGCGAGGAGGAGGAGCGGGCCCGCGUGCGGGAGGAGGCGUGGCGCCGGGCGGUGGACGGCGCCUGGCGGGCGGAGCGCCGGCGGGCGGAGGAGGGGGACGCGGGGAGCCGGGCGUGGAGCGAGACGGAGAAGCAGCAGCUGCUGUCGGAGGGCCGUGUGGCGAGCUACGAUGGCUACUACUCGCUGCCCGUGGAGCAGCAGCCGGAGCUGUCCGACUGCCCCUCCAACAUCCACUUCAUGACACUCAGCGAGGUGGGGGGCAGGUAACAGAGACAACCCCCGGGUAGCUCCUCCUCGCUCCUCCCGCUUGGCCACGCCCUCCGCCGCCUCCCCCCCCCC
Molecule: messenger RNA, 7902 nt
Organism: Gadus morhua (Atlantic cod)
Lineage: Eukaryota; Metazoa; Chordata; Actinopteri; Gadiformes; Gadidae
Gene: tenm1
Product: teneurin transmembrane protein 1
Biological process (GO): heterophilic cell-cell adhesion; signal transduction; neuron development
Cellular component (GO): membrane; neuron projection
Molecular function (GO): cell adhesion molecule binding; protein homodimerization activity; protein heterodimerization activity
Source: RefSeq, a predicted model, not a curated record